Messenger RNA from Exophiala aquamarina CBS 119918, 693 nucleotides. RefSeq lists its product as uncharacterized. The annotation marks the transcript as partial. Lineage: Eukaryota; Fungi; Ascomycota; Eurotiomycetes; Chaetothyriales; Herpotrichiellaceae. The transcript is spliced from 2 exons. The record is from RefSeq and is a predicted model, not a curated record. Gene Ontology annotation, molecular function: acyltransferase activity, transferring groups other than amino-acyl groups.
AUGCAUAUCAGACGACCUCAAGCUACUGAUCUCAGUGGUAUGGCGACAUUGGCCAGCAAGGCCAUGUCUGAUGAUCCCAUCACCGCAUUUGUUGCGCCCUACCGAAAACCGCAUCCGGAGUGCAUGCGUCUAGCAUUUUUCAGAAGAGCGAAAAAGCGUUUGUAUAGUGGUAAAUAUCUGCUCAUUGCUAUCACAGACCAGCAAGACCCUGAUUGGGAUGGCACUGAGAGAGUCGUUGGCUAUCUCGCGGCCACUUCACCCAGAUGGAAGGCGGAGCAAGCAAGUCAGUCGUACUUCUCCUGGAAUAACCUGGAACUUGCCGCUCUGUCGCUAGAGACUUUCUUCGUCGACACUGUCGGUGCUGACCGCUCCAAGUCCCUCAAAAAUCAAAAUGCCUUCUUGCACGAGUUACAGGCCGCUUACAGCACCGGCCCCUUUGCUCGUCUUGAAAAGUACUGGGAUAUUGACUUUCUGGCGGUCGACCCAGCCUAUCACCGACGAGGUAUCGGCAAAGCUCUUCUUGGACGCGUCCAGGCUUUGGCGGCUGAAGAAAGUGUCCCUCUGACUCUGCUCGCAACCGCCAUGGGAAAGCAUCUGUAUAGUCAUGCCGGUUUCGUUGAACUAUGCGAUCUGGGAUCAGGCUCGUAUUUUCUUUUUACAGCCAUGAUUUGGCACCCUGAACCUUCCACAGAA